AUGGCGACUGAGGUGGCUGAAACUUCAAGGAAGGAACCUCUAGAGGAAGAAUCGACCUCUACACCAUCAGAUGAUCUGUCCACGCUGAAGAGAGAAGAGCGACUGAGGAAAUUCAGAGAGCUUCACCUGAAGAGGAAUGAAGCUCGAAAGUUGAAUCACCAGGAAGUGGUGGAGGAAGACAAACGGCAAAAGUUACCGAGUAACUGGGAAGCGCGGAAAGCGCGCCUGGAGUGGGAGGUGAAGGAGGAGGAGAAGAAAAAGGAAUGUGUUGAGAAAGGAAUUGAUUAUAAGCGAGCGAAGUUGCUGGAUAUCAGUGCGGAGGAGGCAGACAGAUGGGAGAGGAAGAAGAAGAAGAAGAAUCCAGAUUCGGGCUUUUCAGAUUAUGCAGCCGCCCAUCUGCGCCAAUACCAGCGGCUGACCAGACAGAUCAAACCGGACAUGGAGGAGUAUGAGCAGGAACGGGAGAAACGAGGUGAAGACUUCUUCCCUACAUCAGACAGCCUGUACCAUGGAACGCACGUCCCGUCCAAGGAUGGAGUGGAGAGAAUGGUGACAGACCUGGAGAAACAGAUUGCGAAGCGAGAGAAGUACAGCCGUAGACGCGCCUAUAACGAUGACGCCGACAUCGACUACAUCAACGAAAGGAAUGCCAAAUUCAACAAGAAAGCGGAGAGGUUUUAUGGGAAAUACACGGCCGAGAUCAAACAGAACUUGGAGAGAGGGACGGCUGUGUAACCUCAUUCCGCUCCUGCUUUGUAAAUAGGAACUUCCUGCCGCUUGCAUUGGAUCAGCCAUCAU
This is a messenger RNA of Nanorana parkeri, 798 nucleotides long. It is a transcript of the gene SYF2, whose product is annotated as SYF2 pre-mRNA splicing factor. The transcript has 7 exons. Gene Ontology annotation, cellular component: post-mRNA release spliceosomal complex; Prp19 complex; catalytic step 2 spliceosome. Bases 1 to 735 code for a protein of 244 amino acids. The record is from RefSeq and is a predicted model, not a curated record. Lineage: Eukaryota; Metazoa; Chordata; Amphibia; Anura; Dicroglossidae.